AAAUAUCUUUACUGCGAGACGUCAAUAUGGAAGCGGCCAUGAAGUCCGUUCGCGCUCCAAAUAAAAAUAUCAGAAUCACGAAAUGGAAAGUAAAACCUGGACACAAAGUCAAUCAAGGAGCAAUAUUGUGUAUUUAUGAAACUGAUGAUGCAAAAGGUCUGAAGAUAAAAGCCAAUGAAGUUGGCACAAUCUGUGAAAUCAUGGGUCAGGAAGGUGACAGAAAACCACCAGGGUCUGUUCUAGUGACAAUCGAACCUUGUAGGCAUCCUACAGUAAUGAAAGAUAUGUGUGCCGAGUGUGGAGCUGACCUCCGAGAAGAGGCAGGGAUGGCAGGAGAAAGAAAGGAACCAGUAACAGCCACAGUUGCCAUGGUUCACAGCAUUCCUGAGCUGAUUAUCAGUGAAGAGCAAGCAAAAGAAAUUGGUAGAGAAGACGAAAACAGAUUAUUAAAAACAAAGAAACUGGUUCUUUUAGUUGACCUUGAUCAAACCCUGAUACAUACAACUAAUGACAACAUUCCAGCAAAUCUGAAGGGAGUAUUUCAUUACCAAUUACGGCAUGGUAAUGGAAAGAUGUGGUAUCAUACAAGAAUAAGGCCUGGGACUCAACACUUUUUGGAAACAGUAUCUAAGAUGUAUGAGUUGCACAUAUGUACUUUUGGUGUAAGAAUGUAUGCACACACCAUAGCCAGGUUUCUGGACCCAGAAGAAAAGUACUUCUCUCACAGGAUACUAUCCAGAGACGAAUGCUUUAAUCCUAAUUCUAAAACUGCUAAUUUGAAAGCUUUGUUUCCAUGUGGAGAUAAGAUGGUUUGUAUAAUAGAUGAUAGAGAAGAUGUUUGGAACUUUGCCCCAAAUUUGAUCCAUGUCAAACCAUACAGAUUCUUUCAAGGAACUGCAGAUAUUAAUGCACCCCCUGGACUUACAAAAACUGAACAUGACCAGGAACCAGUUCAUCAUAGGGUCAGAAGAGUUUCCAGGUCAAAAUCCAUUGAAAAAGAAGAUGACAUUGAAGCUGAUGAUUCAGUGGAAAAGGGAGAUAAUCUACAAACAAAAAAUGAUAAAGAAACUGAAAAGUCAUGUGUUAAGGAGGAUAAUAAGACUGCUAACAGUGCAAAAGAAGAUAAAAAUGAAACCAUUCCAUCUGAAACAUCAGACAUCACAGAAACUAAUGAAAUUAAUCAAAAAGGUGUAAAUACAAAAUCAGGAAGUGAUAAUGAAAACAACAAUAAAAAUCUAAAAACCCAACAACGAAAAACUGAAAAUGAAAUUGACAAUUCUGAACCUAAGGUCAGUAAUGAUAUAAAACAAACGGAAAAAAGUGAAAAGUGUAAUGAAGCAGUAUCUUCUUCUGUUGUAACAGAAAUGGAAACAAAUCCAAAAGCUUUAGAUCAAAAUCUGGAAGCAGACAAUAAAACAUCUGACAUUGAAAAAGAAAUUGAAAAUCCUGACAAAACAGAAUUUGAAGGUAAAAAUUCUUCAGUGAAAUCAAUGGACACAGAUAAAUCAGAAAGUUCUAAUCCAGAUGAUUCAAAAAGGGACAAGGAAAGUAUGGACAAUUUACAAGAAGAAGAUGUUGAAAUUGAAUGGGAUGACGAGGAUGACUAUUUGUUAUAUCUGGAGGAAAUCCUGACGAGAAUUCACAAAACAUUCUUUGAUUUUAAUGAUCAGUUAAAGUCAAAGAAUGACACAGAAGAUGUACCUGAUCUAAAAAACAUUAUAAGUUACAUUAAAAUAAAAGUUCUCAAUGGAGUAAAUAUUGUGUUCAGUGGUGUUUUCCCAACAAAUAUGCCUCCUGAAAAAAGCAGAGCUUAUUUAGUAGCGAAAGCAUUGGGAGCAAACAUUCAUACAAAUAUCAUUCCUAACGAUGGAGUUGAUAAAGGUGUGGCAACUACACAUCUUGUAGCAGCAAAACUGGGAACAAACAAAGUCAGAAUGGCUCUCAAAUGUAAAAGUGUGAAAAUAGUCAAUUCAAAUUGGUUGUGGAGUUGUGCUGAACGGUAUGAACAUGUUGAUGAAAGACUUUUCCCAUUAGAUAAAGAAACAUCUAAGGAAACAAGAGACAGUCCUGAUGUGUCUUAUGAAAAAAGUAGAAAGAGAAAAUCUGACCCAGAUGAUCUUUCUGAAACAUCAAAUUUAGAGAAACGUCUUAAAACUGGUGAAAAUCAAGUUUCAACUGCUGAGUCUCAAACAGAAGCUUCAACAUCACAACAGAAAAUUAAAAGAAAGGAUACAGAAAUGACUGAAAAUCAAAAUCCAACAUUUUCAAGAACUUAUAAUCCAUUGUUGGCAUUUUCAGAUGAUGAUCUUGCAUGUAUGGAUAAAGAAGUGGAGGAAAUUAUGGAUGACGAUCCUGACAAUAACUCGUCUGAAGAUGAUGACGAGAGAGAUUCUAGAAUGCGGCUGCAUGUACUUAGUAGUGGAGAAAACGAUUCUUCUUCUCAAGAUAGUCUCUCUGCUGAUUUACCUAGAGGAUGGAAAACAAAAGAUAGAUCUGCAUCAAGUGACAGUCCUGUUGCCUCUGAUCAUGAUGAACCUCAUGACAUUGAAAGUGAAAAUGACCUUGAACAUUUUGAGAAGACAGUAGAUGCGUUUGCACCUGAUACUGACUCUGAUGAUAAUGAAUCCAUAGGAUCUAUGGAUGAUGAAAUGGCAGCUGCAAUUGAAAAAGAAUUCCUAGAAUUAUGACAUUUUAAUGUACAGAAAAUGUCAGAAAAUUCAAAUCUGAAGUCAUGUCAUCAUUUCUUAAAUGAUUAAAUCUUGAUUGAU
Messenger RNA from Mytilus californianus (California mussel), 2768 nucleotides. RefSeq names its product RNA polymerase II subunit A C-terminal domain phosphatase-like. Gene Ontology annotation, molecular function: RNA polymerase II CTD heptapeptide repeat phosphatase activity. Bases 27 to 2687 code for a protein of 886 amino acids. Gene Ontology annotation, cellular component: nucleus. The record is from RefSeq and is a predicted model, not a curated record. NCBI's taxonomy places the organism in Eukaryota, Metazoa, Mollusca, Bivalvia, Mytilida, Mytilidae. The transcript is spliced from 6 exons.